This is a messenger RNA of Schistosoma margrebowiei, 2908 nucleotides long. The record is from the annotation of a GenBank genome assembly. NCBI's taxonomy places the organism in Eukaryota, Metazoa, Platyhelminthes, Trematoda, Strigeidida, Schistosomatidae.
CAACGUCAAGGUUAAAUUUUAGGUGGCUUCGGCUUUCUUACACCGCUCUUUACUAAUUGUGACGCCUACAUAUGAGUAUGGAUUGCCCUGCCGUGAAUUUCCAUGGCAUUGAACUACAAUCUCACGAGAAAGGGGAUAGUAAACAGAAUUCUUUUUGUGCCCUCCGAACCCCUUCCAAUCUAGAGGAACAUGAGAUACUCACUUCUUCUGGUUUAUACCAACGGGUUUACGUUCAACCUAAUAAGAAUAAAACUGCAAUUAUCACUUAUCAUGAUAUUGGAACUAAUCAUACAUCCUUCCUUAGUCUAUUCAAUAAUCCUGAAAUGCGUGUAAUUACUGAAAAUUUCACAGUUUAUCAUAUAUGUGCUCCUGGACAUCAUGAAAAUGCAACAAAUAUUAGUUUUGGAUUGAUCCCUAAAAUAACACCAUUAUCACCUAAUGAUGAACCUGGUCAAGAUCAAGUAUUAUUAUCAUCACAGCCAGAUAUACAAAAACAACGUCAAUCAAUUUCAUCAGUUACUGGUAGUAGAGGAAGUAUUUUUGAAGCAGUUCGUAGAAGAUCUUCACUAUUGAUGAAUCGGUCUCGUUAUCCGAAUAUGGAUCAGUUGGCUGAUAUGAUCACAUCGGUCCUUGUUCAUUUUGGAAUAAACUAUUUUUUGGGUUUUGGAAUGGGAGCUGGGUCAAAUAUUCUUGCUCGUUAUGCACUUCGUUAUCCAGAUCAAGUAUUGGGAUUAUUCCUUAUCAAUCCAAAUGCAUCAACUCAUGGUUAUUAUCAAUGGUUCCGUAAUGUUUGGUCUGAUUUACCUGCACUUGAACGCGGUGUACUAACUGAUAAUUUAAUGAGUCAAUUAGAAGCUCAUUGGUUCGGAUUUGGUUUAGUUGAAAAUGCUGAUGUAGCUAAUUUUUAUGAAUCAUUAACACGAAGUUUAAAUCCAGCUAAUUUAGCUGGUUAUAUACGUUCUUAUGUGGAUCGUACACCAUUACCAUUGGUUCGACCAAUACUUGGUCCUCCAAUGCCUGAUGCUCAAACAAAUCCAAAUGAAGAACCAACAGUUAUACUUACUGAAGUAUGUUUAGUAACUGGUGAUCGCGCUGUGGAAUUGUCACGUGCCUUAGCUGAUAUGAAUGGACGUAUGGAUCCGAAACGUACACAAUUUCUUAUGAUGCCUGAUUGUACUGGUAUGGUGAUGGAAGAGAAUCCUAGCAAGUUGAUCAUGAACUUUUUACACUUCUUGCGUAGUAUUGGACUUGUUGUCAAUCUUACGCCAGAGAAAAUGCGUCAACUAGCAACAGAUUUACAACAAUCUAUGCUUGAAGAAUUACCUGAAACAUGUUUACCAGCUAAAUUGGUUGUGGAACCGGAAGUUUGAAAAAUUGAUGAUGACGACGACGAUACCAGAGAGAGAAAGAGCAGUAUACUGAUUGACAAUGUAUGUGAUCAUAAUAUUAUAAUAUUCACUGUGUUUGUUUUUUUAUUAUUCACUUGUCAUUAUUACACAUUAUAUUUCGUCUUGUAAACCAUUAAUUUUGAAUUCACUAAAGAAUCAUUUUUAAUGCAAUAAUAAUAAUAGUAAUAAUAGUAAUACUUACAUUCAUGCCGUAAAAGCGCAUUUCACUAACUUAACAAACUGAUUAGUUAGCUGGUUUCUAACCUUGACUUUAAUUAAAAUUAUAUAUAAUCUAUCACUUUUUAUAUUUUCUUUCAUUUUUGGUUUAAUUGACUUGUAUCAUUGGUAUCAAUAUACGCACAGGUUAUCAUUACUGGUAUCGUUUAUUCACUGUAGUAUUUUGUUACCCUUUUCAUGACAUGAACGGAUAAUACAAAAAGAAGUGUCGAAUUUAACUAAGUAUUCAUUCACUCAUUAUCAUCAUUAUCGUCAUGAUGAUGAUGUUUAUGUGAUGAUUGUUUUGUUAUCAAUUUCGUUUUUUUGAUUAUCAACUUUUCUUUAUGUUCGUUUUCUUAUUUCAUAUUAUCACUUUAUGAAUUUAUAUUAAUUUCUUCAUUGUCAAUAGCAUUUUACUUUUAUAUUUCAAUAUUCAAUUAUUUCUUUAUUCAUUCGUUAAACUACUCUUAUGAUUAUUAUCAUUCAAUUAUAAUACUGCAUAUGAAAUUUCAAAUGGUUUUAAGGAUUUACUCUGAUGGAUUUCUUUCAUUAAUCUCCUCUCUCUCUCUUCCUUACACACACACACACACACACGUAUAUAUACAUACUAAUUUCAUUCCUGGUUAGAGUUAUUCAGUGUAUUCAUUUAGUAGAUGAAUAUAAUACCUACUUAAUUAAGUAGUAUUCUAAUUAUUUGGUUGUAUGUUAGUAUAGACUGUGAUGAUAUUCUUGAUACUUUGUGUUUUUUUCUUUUUUUUCUUCAUAAUUUCGGUUUGUUUUGAAGUUACUGUUGUUGUUGUUGCUGUUGUUGUUUUUCUUCUUCUAAAGACAAUAUUCACAUUGUAUUGAGUAAUUACUGUUAGUGUAAUAGUAGUAGUCUGUUUGAUGUGAGUUUUGUUUUGUUUUUCUUUCUUUUGGAAAACAUUAUUCUUCUUUUUUUUCAAGCAAUAAUUUUAAUACAAUUAAUCAUUUCAUAAAUUGAUGAAUAAUUUUUGUGUGUUUCUAUUGUCUUUGAUGUAAUGAGAACUGUAAGUCGAAUAAGAACUACACUAGUCUAAGUUAGAGUUUAUGAUGAAUUGUCAUUUGAUUUUACAACUUUAAGUGAUAUUCAACAAGGUUGUUCACUAUCUUCAUUUCUGUUCAAUUUCAUCAUAGACCAUCUACUGAUAGAAAUAACAUUCUCGUCGUCUGUAUUCUCGGGUAUUGAUCUCCUUCCAAAAGGUUCACUUAUAGACUUAGAAUACGCAAUUGACAAAGUUCUGUUUGAUGAAGACGCCGAUAAAAUGUGGUUUUUUGAUAGCACU